AUGUGCUUCUCGAUCACUUUGGCCGGACCCGCCGAAGAGUGGUGGAAAUGGCUCAAAACGGGAUCAAUCCAGUCUUGGUCCGGAUUGCAGUCAGCUUUCCGUAAACAAUGUGUGGCCACCCAAAAUUUAGACAUUGAAGUCAAUGCGCUGGCCAACAUCAAGAAACAUCCUACUGAAACCUUUAAGAAUUACAUUCAACGCUUCACGGAAGAAGCCUCAACGACUAAGGUGGAUGAUGGACAACACCUAGUAGUUCUCCAAUCCAGAAUUAAAGGUAGAUCCACUCUUUGGGAUGACAUGCAACGCAGCAAGGCAACCACCUUUGAAGAAUUUAUAAGGAAGGCACAAGGCUUCAUCAACUGGGAAGAGGCUCGAAUCCAAGCUUUCAGAUGGCAGCCAUCACCCCAGUCGACAGCACAAACCCUUUCUGGGUACGGAGCGCAGUACGGAGUGGAACCAAUCGGGUAUAGUGCCGCUCCUGGAGGUGCCCAACCAUCCCAGACCAGAGCGGAUGAGGCGAGCUUCAACCCUUCUCAGGGAAAGAGAUCUGGCAAAGCUCAAAACCGGUUCGAACCCACAAAGAAGGGAAAUAGGGGGUACGAACCCCAGUGUAAGGAGUAUACAAACUUGGUGGAUACCGGGGAAAACAUCUACCUUGCAACAGACAACUUAGCCCAUUACCAGCAAAAGGUGAAACCAAGCCACAUGUUUAAAUGGGGAAAGAAUUCAAGGGACACUAGUAAAAGGUGUGUCUAUCACAAGGAAGUGGGCCACACGACUGAAGAAUGUCAUCAGCUGAAAGACGAGAUCAAAAAUUUGAUCAAACUGGGCCAUCUCCACCAAUGGGUCAGGAUGCCAACAAGAGUUCUGGGACUGCCAGUGACUCCUAGACAAUCUUUGGUCCAGGGUGCGUAG
This is a messenger RNA of Humulus lupulus (European hop), 915 nucleotides long. RefSeq lists its product as uncharacterized. NCBI's taxonomy places the organism in Eukaryota, Viridiplantae, Streptophyta, Magnoliopsida, Rosales, Cannabaceae. The transcript has 2 exons. The coding region runs from base 1 to 915 and encodes 304 amino acids. The record is from RefSeq and is a predicted model, not a curated record.